CAAUGGUUGAUGAGGAAGUUUAUUGUUCAACAAUGAAACAAGUCAAAACAAGAAGAGAGAUGCUGUGAAAAGCAAGUAUUGCAGUCAGUGGAUAGCCGUUGUAUUAGUAUUUUACCUUUCUAUGACAUAGCAGAGUAUAAUUUGAUUGUAGAAUAAAAUAUUAUACGAUGGUCCUUGCGAAACGUCUGAGUUUGUUUUGGGGGGUACGUUAGCAAGUUCUUGGUGACAUUUAAUCUUUAACUUGUUAUAGUAGCUAGAUACCCAGUAACGUUAGGUUAGUAAGGACAAACACAUGCGUGCAUUAAUUGACCCUGGUAGCUAUAUAAGGUCGGCUACAUUAUUCAGACUAUCCUUGGCAUAGUCACGGUGUGGCCUACGUACGUGGACGGUGUUGUACAGUGAACUGGGGAGGCGUGUCAAGUGUUACGACAUAAUCAGCUAGAGUCGACGAGCUACCGUUUGGUGAGUCAGUCUCUUGAAGUGAGAACAAAGUCGUUGUGAUAUCUUAAAACCUGCAAAACUAGUAUUUUUGUAAAAGCUUAAAGCUUUGAAAAUGUCUUUGGCUGACCAAAGUCAGCAGUGGUAUCCCACAAGCGUACAGGUGACCGUGUUCCAAGCCAGGAAUUUGAGGAUCAAAGGAAAGAAUGGAACCAACGAUGCCUAUGCCAUCAUGCAGGUGGCCAAAGACAAGUUUUCUACCUCGGUUGCCGAGAAAUGUGUCGCACCGGUAUGGAAGGAAGAGGCAACGUUUGACCUGCCACUGUUCCACCAUGGCAAUGCUGAACGCUGCACACUAUACAUCAUAGUAAUGCACAGAGCUCUGGUGGGACUGGACAAGCUCCUGGGACGAGCUGUGAUCAACCUACUUGAUCUACACGAUAACAGCGCCCGCAAAAAGACCGAUUGGUACAAACUGCUGGAUAAGAAUGGGAAGGAGGACAAGGUCAGAGGGGAAGUGAUGAUGGACAUCCAUUUCAUGAGAAACAACUUAACAGCCAGCAUGUUUGACCUUUCUAUGCAAGACAAACCACGCUCCCGCAUCGGAAAGCUCAAGGACAAAGUGCGUGGGAAAAAAAAGGACAGCUUCUCUGACUCGGCCUCUGCAAUAGUGCCCUCUUUCAGCCAGGUAGUCACUGACAGCGAGGGAGAGGCUGACUCCCACUCAGUAUGCCCAGAGUCCCCUGGGGCCAAGAAAAAAUCCAAGCUCAAGUCCCUCUUUGCCCCUAAAUCCAACCUGCAGCGCAAUGUCUCCCAGUCCAUGUCCACACUGGGCACUCUUCCAGAGAAGAACGCAUCCCUCGGUGGCAGUCGCUCUUCUGGCCUCAAUGUGGAUUCUCCUGAUGUUAAAAAGAAGUUCAAGUUCCUGGGCCACAAGCGCACAGGCAGCAAUGACAGCAAAGUGUCUACAGGACCUUUUUCUCUUCUGGGCAGAUCCAAGCAGAAAGAAGACCCGAACAGCACGUGCAUCAACGGCAAUCAUGUAUAUGCAGAGGAGGUAGAACCCAUGUCUGGGUCCACCCUCAGCCUUAACAGCUCUGGUCAGGGCUCAGUGGAGGAUGUACGAAGCCACAGGCAACCAUCUGACGCCGCCGUAGACUCUCUCAAGGGCGCCCCUGUCAACACCUACAGAAAGGAGUCUGCAGAUAGGGAUAGGGCUCUGCUGGAGCAAAGGCGCCUUCAGGAAGAGGGAGAGAAGAGGCAGGCUGAGGAGAAGAGACAUAAUGAGGAGAAACAAAGAGUGCAGCUCAAGGUACUGCAGGAGGAGGAACGCAAGAAACAGGAGGAGCAGGAGAGAAGGUUCCAGGAGGAUGAGGCAAGGAGGAAUAAGCAGCAGGAAGAGGAAGAGGACCGGAAGCGGCUAGCGGAAGAAAGAAGGCGGCUGAAGGCGGGUGAGCUUCAGAGGCUGGGGGAGGAGCAGAGGCAGCAGGAGGAGGCCAAGAAGGCAGAGGAGCAGAAACAACAGGAGGAGGCCUCUGUGACUGAGAGGCUGUCCUCUCUGUUUGGUAUGAUCAGGAAGAAGGAGGAGAAGAAGGAAGAGCUGCAGCAGAGUGUCGCCAAUGAGGUGAGGCACAACCCGUCUCCCAGUCACAGCACCAGAGAUUUGGAGGUCCCUGUUCCUGCCCCUCGCCAUGCUGCCAACCCACUCAAGGAUAUUCUCCUCAGUCCAGACCCUCCAAUCCCAUUUGAGGAGAGCCUGGUGGACCACCAGAAGGGUGUUUGCGGCACCAACACCCCGAGCGCUGCAGUCUUCAACUCCAACCGCACUGCCAAGGUGUCUGCAGUCAAGCCCAGAUUGGUGGAGUCUCUGAAGCAGCCUGAAACCCCCAACUCAGACUCCCAUAGGCAACAAUCUCCCUCCCUGUCCUGCACCGAAUCCCCUCUCUCUAGCGUCCCUUCUGAGUCUCCUGAUAUGUUCUCCAACCUUCACUCCUCCCUGGCUCCACCUAAGACACGGAGGAGCACCUCUGAGUCCCCCUGCAGCAGCACUGAGAACCUGACUGCCAUAGGAUCUUCCCCUAUCGGAUCUGAGAGGAAGCGGCAAGCUCCUCUGUCCCCCAGCCCAAUGGAACUGCAUGGAAAUCCCAAUGCAGGCUCCAGAAGUGUGUCUGCUAAUUGUGGCUCUCUUGUGUCAAUUAAGGAGGUUGAGGCCAAAAGACCUCCUCUACCUCUUCCUGACUAUGAUCGCCUGUUCCCACAGAAGAGGCAUGGAGUACAAGGACAGACUCAAUGGGACCAUAUCAUUGCAGAAGUGAAUCAGAGACAGCAGGAAUACACAUCUCAGCUCAUUGGAGAAGAGAUGAGCGUUGAUGGCCCAGGCCUCGACUCCCCAGCACCUCCACACAAUGACAAAUAUUUGUACUUGAAGGAGAGGGCAGCAGAACGCCUUAACCAGCAACGGACACAAGUUCAGGAAGUUCAAUCUUCAUCUUGGAGGAGAGUGGGGCCCAACAGUUCGCCAGCGCUCAUCCCCCCUCCCAAACCUGGAGCUGCAGCCCGCCCUAGACUAGUGAUGGACUCAAACAAAAAGCAAGGCCAGAACACUGCACAGGCUAAUCAAUCUGUUGAAAGACACAACGCCUUCGUCUCCAAAGUCUUGGGCUCUACCAUUCCUAUGGCUCAAAGCAGCAACGUACCCUCAGUGAAACCUUGGGAAGAUGCAAGGAAGGUGCCUAAAACAUCAGUUGCUUUAGCCAGUGAAGGCCAUUCUGUUCUCCCAAUAGAAAAGCCUACUAGACUUACAUUAACAGAAGUUUUGGUGUCAAGUUGUACAGAUGAACGUAAAGGACUGCCGAACGCUCUCAAAGAGAUCCCCGCAACCAAACCCAGACAAAGGUUAACCAGCAAAGAGCCAGUGAGACAAGUGGAUCCUGAGCCAAAAGCAGCAGAGUCUACUACCAAUGUACAGCAGGAGAACAGAUCAGAAAUGAGGGCAGCCUCCAUAGACAUGAGAGUGAGUAGUCCAGUCAUGGCAAAGAAUACUGAGGUAACUGCUAACAGUGAAAAGCAACCCUCACCUGACUCUGUAGAAGGCGACAAUAACAAAAAACAACUGGAACGCUUUAUGAAAGAGACAUUUUCUGAACCUGACCCUUUUCCCAUUGCGGAGGUCCUGCCUAAAUACCCAUGGGCUCAACCAGAGCAGAGCCACAGUGGAGAUGACCUGUUCUCUGGAGGACCACAGAAAGGGGACAAGCUUGAAGAACUGGGAAUGAAAACUGAUGACUUGGUUAAACAUUUUACGCCAAACAAUUCAACAGAUCCGUCCUCCAGCUGUAAUGACAGUGACUCAGAAAAGCAUCCAGAGGAAAAACCAGAAGAGCCCAGUCCUACUUCUCAAAGGGGAUUUUCACAAAGGAAAAAGGAACGCGCAGACUUCGACUUCCCAGCACCUCCACUUACUGACAAAUAUUCCUACUUGCAGGAGAGGGCAGCAGAACGCCUAAACCAGCAACGGACACAAGUUCAGGAAGUUCAAUCUUCAUCUUGGAGGAGAGUGGGGCCCAACAGUUCACUAGCGCUUAUCCCCCCUCCCAAACCCCGUAGACUAGAGGCCGACUCAAACAAAAAGCAAAGCCAGAGCAUUGCACAGAAUAAUCCAUCUGUUGAAAGACACAACACCUUUGUCUCCAAAGUCUUAGUCUCUACAAAUCCUAUGGCUCAGAGCAGAGAUGUACCCUCAGUGAAACCUCGGGAAGAUGCAAGGAAGGUGCUUAACACAUCUGUUUCGUCAGCCAAUGAUGGCAAAUCUGUUCUACGACUAGAAAAGCCUAAUAGACCUACACCACAAGUUUUGGUGUCAAGUUCUACAGAUGAACCUAAAGGACUGCCAAACACUCCCAAAGAGAUCCCCUCAGCCAAACCCAGACAAAGUUUAGUCAGCAAAGAGCAAGCAGAUCCUGAGCUAACAUCAGCAGAGAAUACCACUGUACAGCAGGAGAACAGAUCCGAGAUGAGGGCAGUCUCAACCCCGGACAUCAUGGAAAGUAGUCCAACGAUGGCUAAAGCUACUGACUCUGUAGAAAGCGACAUUCACAAAAAACAACUGGAACUCAUUAUGAAAGAGACGUUUGAUGACCCUUUCCCCAUUGCUGAGAUCCUGCCUAAAGACCCAUGGGCCCAACCAGAGCAGAGCCACAGUGGCGAUGACUUGUUCUCUGUAGGACCACAGAAAGACGACAAGCUUGAACAGAGACUGACAACUGACGAUUUGGUUAAGCUUUGUGUGCCAAACAACCCAACCGAUCUGUUCUCCAGUUGUAAUGACAGUGACCCAGAAAAACAUCCAGAGGAAGAAAAACCAGAAGGGCCCAGUCCUGCUUUUCAAAGGUUAUUUUCUCAAAGGAAAAAUAAACGAGCAGCACCUCAGCCUCCAGCUAAUUUGAGCAAUAAAGGAGCCAUGGGAAAAGGUGAGCUGGUUAAACAAGACCCUUCACCCAGAGAAAACGAAACAAUCAGGUUAGCCACUACAGGAUCUGUGAAACUUGAGCUGCAACCCAAAAAUACUAGACAGAGAAAUCUCUAUAGUAGAGAAAAGGUAGAAACCCAAGCCAGGAAAGAGAAGUGGACAGCAGACCCUUUUACCUUCUCCCGCAUGUCUUCUGACCUGACUUCUCCUGAGCCUCCCCAGUCAGUAGGUGAGCCCAAACCCCAGGCAGGGGCUGAGGGUAAGACCCUGCUACGGGCCUGGGUCUCAACCUCUGAGGCGCAGCCACUCACUGUUCUGAGUAGCAAUGGAGAUCGGCCAGACUUAACACCACUCAGGCCUCACCCAGUGAAGCCCAUGAGCUCCAUGGAGAGCCAUGCUCUCAACACCCCAGUGGUGAGGGAGAUGAAGACCUAUGACAGCUCACUGGGAAAUAUGAAGGCACCAGGUAAGGUGGAGAGUGGGCCAUACACCCAGCUGACCCAGGAGGAGCUGAUUACCCUGGUGGUGAAGCAGCAGACGGAGCUCUCCAAGAAGGACUUCAAGAUCGUUGAGUUGGAGGAGUACAUAGACAACCUGCUGGUGCGUGUCAUCGAGGAGAAGCCCAGCAUCCUGCAAGGCCUCAACUCUCCCAAGCAGGCCCUGUAAGGUGUGAGGAGUGGGCCAGGGAACUGUAGGAGGGAAAGAUUUAGGCUUCUACUCCAAUAUUCUGUUUAGUUUGUGUGGUUUUAUAUUGCUGUCACUGUGUUGGAUCAAGAAAUCUCUAUGAAGGUCUUGUUUCCUUUGCUCAUAUGCACUUUUGUCUCCAUGAGGAGUCAGGCUGAGAUUCAAUUUCCAGGUUUCUUUCAGAAACCGGGAUGCAUGCUGGAAUCCAGCAUGGGAUGCAUGCUGGAAUGCUUUUUUUCUAGAACUAAUUAAUGAAUCAUUCCAGGCUACUAUUAUUUGACCAGCUUUUGCUCUUGUUAUAACACUACGCUACUGGAAUUCCUUUUAAUACUAAUUUACCGUAUGCGCACAUUUCUUGUCAUUGGGUUGGUACUUUUUUAAUCAACUUUUUAAAUCGGUCUCCUCUUCAGGCAGAAUAGAACUGGAUGCCCUCGGUAUGUUGAUGUCCAUGUCACUGAUGAAAUGUAUCUGUCCAGGCCUUUGCACAGUGACUCCAUGGUGCCUACAAUUCAGUGGACUUUAAUUAGCUACUUAUACUUUGAUAUCUGCUCAUCCCAAAGCCUUAACACAGCGCUUCAAUAAUAAGAUGCUUGUGUUUUGUUUCAUUCUUAAAACUUGAUCUUCUUUCAUUGUUUUCUAGGGUUAUGUUUGUCAUUCCUUUCUUUACAUUAUCAUGACUUGCCUUGGUGCUGCUAUACUACUUGGUGUAAUCACAGGAGUUAAUCUAAUACUAAAUAAAAUGGAUAAUUAUUGUGGGGCUAGGUACAAGUAUCACACCUUAAUCAGAAAGCCCAUGUUGUGUGGUAGGAACAUGUCGGAUAAACAAUGGUCUUAGUGUAGUUAGCGCAUUAUUCAACCUGUGAUCGGAUUCUCCUGGUUUCAUUGGAAACUCUCAUCAGUCAACAUUCCUUACUUCAGUUUCUUGCAUUAGUUACCUUAUUACUUUAGUUGUUUAGCCUACCGUCCCCUUGUUACAUUUUGAAGUCAUGGAUAAAUGUGGUUAAGAGCGUUUGGCCAGUAACCGAAAGGUCACUGGUUCGAAUCCCUCAAGGUGGAAAGAACUGAUCAUGAGCAAGGAGAGACCUGAUUCACUUUUUAAAAUGUAUUUAUUUUUAUCUACUGCUGUUGAAUCACUGAUGUACCCACUGUGCAUUUUCUUUCUAUUGUAAAAUAUUUAUGCAAAUAUAAGUGCAGACACCAUGUCAAAUAUUUAUGCAAGAGUAACUAAGAGUAACUUUGAGUAAGAGCUUCCAAUAUAAUUACAUUUUAUAUGGAAAUUGAAAAAAUGUACAACUUCAUAUUCAUUUCCAGCACAACCCCAGCAUCAACAAACAGUAUGUGAAAAUCGUGUUUCCUAUGUUUUGUAGUAAAAAUGAGAGCUAAGUGUUUCCAAUUACAUCAAACAAUUAGUAGGCAAUGCCAAAUAAUUGGUGCACAAUGAUGUCAUUGGAAACCAUCUUCCUCCAUCUUUACUACAAAACAUAGAAACGUGCCAUUUUCACAUGUUGAUGUUGGGGAGCUGCUGGAGAUGAGGAAUAUGAAGUUGAAAUUUCAAUUUUUAAGCAUUAUGAAUGUUUCAAAAUGAACCUUGUCCAUGUUAGUUGUAAUGCCUUUGGCACUUUGAAGUGCUUAUUAAGCGGUAGGUUUUGACACUGACAAUGGCCUUACAACUUGUGUAAGUCAAUGUAAAUGUAAUGUAAUCUACUCAAUGCAUCUUCUGCAACUAUGCCUUCGUGUAAUGUCAUAGCAAUAAGAAAUCUUGUGAAAUAUUCACAUGUCUAUGAUUGUGCCUUCAAGGGUUUUACACCUAAGAAUUUACUUUUUGUGAUUACUGUAAGUCUGGAUUCCUUAAGAGCUUUUUGUUUAUACUGCUUUUAAAUUCAGAGUAUUGUAUACACUUUGAUCGUUCCAAUUGAAAUAAAGUAUAAUGAAUCUUAA
This is a messenger RNA of Oncorhynchus nerka (sockeye salmon), 7528 nucleotides long. RefSeq names its product rab11 family-interacting protein 1-like. Gene Ontology annotation, cellular component: intracellular membrane-bounded organelle. Gene Ontology annotation, molecular function: small GTPase binding. NCBI's taxonomy places the organism in Eukaryota, Metazoa, Chordata, Actinopteri, Salmoniformes, Salmonidae. Gene Ontology annotation, biological process: regulated exocytosis. The record is from RefSeq and is a predicted model, not a curated record. The transcript is spliced from 6 exons. Bases 554 to 5572 code for a protein of 1672 amino acids.